GUUGUUUCACGCAGGGAUACAAUGGCCAAUAAUGCAUUGACGGAUAAAGCUGGCGCUUAUGCGCUUAUACAGUGACAGUCCCGCUUUGAUUGUGUUCAUUAAAGUUUCCUUGAAAGUGAAGGAUAGGCAACACAUUAUACUCAGCGCUUUCGUCGUCUUUGUUUUUGUUUUGAACUGGAGAGUUAGGUUAGGUUUUGCAUGGGCACCUGGGAGUCAUUACCUGAGGAGGACCAAAAGAGGCCCCAUUACCUGAAGAAACAAAAUUUAAUAUUUAUUUUCAGUGAAACAGUGAGAAUUUGUUAUGGUACGUAGAAGAUUUCAAAAUAUUUAACCAGUUUCAGUAUAGUAUAUGUGUAUUGUUUUCUGCAGUGAGAAUAGCUACUAUCGUAGUGUAAUCGAGUCUGAAAUGUAAUUGACAUCAAAUGAAAAGUAAAAAAUUGUGGCAAAUUUAAUGUUCUUAUUUUGUAUUUUACACCAUGGGAAUACGAGGCUUACAAACUUUUAUUGAGAAAUUUUGUCCACCAAAUUGUUACUAUGAAGUCAGCAUUGAGCAACUUGUUGAAGACUACAAGCGACAAACAGGUGGCAAGGAGCCUGUUAUUGUCGUUGAUGGCUCAUCUUGCCUGGGUCAUAUUUACAAGGGUCUCGACUGGGUCUCUGGAGGUCAAUACAAGGAGUACAUUGAGAAACUUGGCAAGUUUGUGCACGCUUUCAAGCAAAUUGGCGUGAAGUUAGUAUUCUAUUUCGGAGGUGGCACGGUGAACCCAAAGCGAAAAGAGUGGAUCAAGCGAUGCUUUGAAAGGUUGGAAAGAGUCUACCAAAUGUUUGACCAGCUUUCUGAUGGAUUGCGCACUACAGAUUUGCAUCAGUCGCUCUUCUCUCUUCCACCUGGGGUUGGCACGCUCAGUCAGCAUUAUCUUGAGCAUAUUUUUGGCUGUGAGGUUUAUCAGUCCGUUGAUGAGACUGACACAGAAAUUGCACAUUAUGCUCGUGAGCGAAAGUGUCUAGCCAUAUUCGGCCAAGAUUCAGACUACUUAAUCUAUGAAGGUGGAACGUACUACCUUUCUGCACAGCAUUUCAAUCUUCGCACGAUGCGAACUUUCAAUUACGAUCGAAGAGGGUUUGCAGAAUAUCUAGGUCUGGAAACAUCUCAGCUUCCUCUGUUUGCUACAUUAGCAGGAAAUGACCUUGUCAGUUUUGCCGAUUUGAAGCCUUUUCACAGGUUCCUCUGCCGGAAGUAUACCGGUGGCGGCUAUGAUGUCAAUUUUAAGACUCUCUUCCCAGCUCUAGCAAGGUAUAUACAACAGUUCCCGCCUGGAGAAGCUGUCUUUCAAGCUUUGCCUCAUAUCGCUCGAGAAGCCUUGAAUGAUCCAAGGGCUGCCAAUGUUUUUGCAACGAGCAUUCGUAGCUACUUAUCCUCCACAAAGAUUGUGAAACGCACAACGGCGCCAAAUCAUCCUCAUUGGAAUGCCAUUUUGCAGCGAGCAGAAGAACUGCACAGAUCAAACUACUCUACAGCAACUGUUUUCGCCAUUGUGAAUGGCGAACCCUUCGAAACUUCCACAGCUUUUGAAGACUAUCGUGAGAGAGAUCUGCCUCCAUUUGCUCGUCUGCUGCGUCCGAUGAGGACAAGGCUCUAUGGAAUUUUGUUCCAUGAAAAGCCUUUAAAUCUGGAGCCUCAGUUUGUUCUGGAGUGGUGUAUGGAAGGGCCAAACAGUCUAAAUGAACCAACACGAAUUAAGCCUGUGCCUCCCUCUGAUCCGCAUCCUGGACUGCUUGCUCUUUGGAGUGAUGAUAGGACCCAGGACUUACAGAAUGCCCGAUGGCAGCUAUUUGCUCAUGGUAUCUCAUCGCGUUUAAAUCCAGCAAAAUUGAGGCACCUGCCUCAAAAUUUGGUGCUACCUACAGCUGUGAUGUUUUACAUUGUUGAUAACAGAAUUUUGGCUACAUGGGAAAUCGAAGCUAUGAUAGCAACAGUAGUAACUUUACCAACAGUUCCACUCGAAAGACUGGCCAGUCUCCCUUCUGAUCCUGUAGAUCUGCGUGCGGUUCGCAUAGCCACAAUUUAUAUGCGCUCAUUAUGGUCCACAAUCAUUCUCCUCAGUGCAUGUGGCUAUCCCCUUCCUCCAGCAAAGACAUUCAUCCAUCCUUACUUUGACGGUAAACUUUUCCAACAAAAGUAUCGAAAAGCAAAAGACAAGGCAACACAUGCUAUAUUAUGUGGACAUCAGGUAACCAGUAUAGAGGCAUUUCUUCAAGUCAGACAAGUCCUGUUUGAAAGUGCAGGUUAAUUUAGUACGGAUUUAUUUGUUCAUUUAUGUACUGAAGUAUGUAUAAAUAUUCACAUUGUUUUUUCUGGUACAGUUUACCUACCUCUUCAGUAGACUGUUUUUUUUUUGGGAUAGCUGGUUGUGAUGAACAGUUGUUGAAAAUUAACCUCUUUCAUUCUGAAGCCGAAUCUAUUCUAUCUGUGUUCAUAUCAAUUAUUGACCAUUCUUUUGAAAGUAAUUCCAGGAAUUUUUUUGUAUAAAUCUAUAUCUUGUUCUAUGACAUUUGUCAAGUCUUAAUCAGAUCAUUUGAAAAAGAAAAAGAUCCACAGCAAGUUCAAACAUGCCCUAAAAGAAUUGCAUGUAUUUUUGAGGUCUAAGUCCCUAAAAAGGAGGUCCGUAGUACAACUAACGAAAGCUAUUUACGAGCCAUCAGAGUUAACAAAGGCUUAAUGGAGUUUACUUUUUCUUUUCUCUGUUGAUUUGGCUUGCAGCCAUCAAGCAAGUCUUAUUCAGAAAAGAAAAUCUCUAAAAAGAGUUCUGUAACUCGGAUGGUACUCUGCCAAUGAAAGGCUUGUUGUUGAGCUGUUAAAAUCAAUUAAUACAAUUAUUCCUUUCGUAAUUUUAACAUAACUUUGAGGUACAAUGACUUCAAAAUUUGAUGAUGUAAUGUAUGCACUUGCAAAAACUUUACCUUAUUAGUGAUAUUUAUGAUCCUUAUCAUGUAUCAUGAUUUCUGUUAAAUAAAGGCGGAAGUUAUGUAAUCUGUGGAAGCCCGUAUGUAAGGAAUGUUUUUUUAAUGCUGUUUUAAUGUUUUUCCCUUUAAAAAAUGCAAAAAUUGGUCGUUCGUUAUUAUUAAAUCAAUUUGAUUCAGUUGUCCUAAGUACCUACAUUUAUGCUAGCUCUAAAAAACAUAUUUACUUUUAAUGCUAAAUUAAGUCCCUUGAAAAUACUUACGUAUCUAUUUAUUUCCUGUGGAUUCAAUCUUUAGAAAAUGGUUCUAAUAAAAUUCAAAAACAUCGUAAUGAGAAACAAGUUUAAUAUUUAUUGAUACCUAAUGCAUGGCUUUCAAGUCUCAAAGAAUCUAUUAACGUGAGAUGUAUGAACAAUUCAUUACCAAAGGCUUUGUAUUUCACCUUCAGAUCAGUGCAUAUUUUGUGCAAGCUAAGGAAAAAUUUGACUCAACCAAUGUUUUGCAGGGAAGAAAAAAAAACCUGAGGCAGUUUUACCUAAAGAAUUUACAUGUGUACAUGAUAAUGUACUUCAUGUUAGUCACUCCCAAUGUUUUAACUUCCUUUUACUGUGAAAUUGAAUCUAUAAAAUUGGCACAACAAAAUAUAUGUACCAGUUCAUCAGUUGUCUUGCUCAGAAAUGGUGUUGGAUUAUACAUUUAAAAAAAAUAUGAAGGUUCAGAGCCUACCAUCAAAUCCCAAGUUUCAUAACAAGUAUUCUAUCCCUGGGUAGGCUUAUUUGGACUGGGGAUACUAAUCUGAGUAAUGUCAAUAGGCUGAAUUUUCAACUGUGAUACUAUUCCUAUUUUUAAAAAAUAAUUCUGUCAGGUAGCCCUCAAUAUUUUUAAUCUAACGCUUAGUGAAAAAAAAAAGAAAUACUCCCACAAUCAUUUUCUAUUUUCUGUUGUAAAGAAUAUUAACCUCUUAUGUGGACUGUUUAAUUAAGCCAUCCUACAAUUUAUAAUUCUUAUUUUAAAAUUUUUAUACCUGUUUAUAAAAUGUUUGAGUAAUGCUAUCUUUGAUUAUCCUAGCAAUUAGGCUGGGUGGUGUUGUAAAUUCUUAAUACAGGGAGGUGAGGUUCUCUCUUGCUUAAAAAAUGAAAAAUAUUAAAAAAGAGGAAUGUUCUCAUUAUUUUUGGUCAAAGACUUAGAGUAGCUGAUGAAAUUUAUUACCUACAUUUUUUUUUGUAAGUAAGUUGAAGACUUGAAAAGACAGCUCCAGAUCUAUACCAAUUAUAAUAUAUUUAUUUUUCUAUUUAUUUUUCUUUGCUAGCAUUAAAAUAUUAUAGAACAUGUGAUUUUUCCAUUUUUUCCUGGCAAUUUAAUGACAGUAAAUUUCAGUUUGUCGGAAACUAUGCAGGAAUCAGACAUUCAAGCCCUAAAUCAAUUUUGCAUUUAGAAUGAAGUGACUCAUGUUGUGUCUAAUUUUAGCCACAAUUACUAUAUUUUAAGGGUUAAAUGAAACAUUGGUUGCCUUUUAAAAUCAUUAUUACAAUUUAUUUGUAAUCUCUUGAAUAUAACUAUGAUAACUAAAGAUUAAGUAAGUCUUUAAACCUUUUGUAAUUGAAAGCUGUCUGAAAGUAAUGUCAUGUUGAUUUUCCUCAGUUUUUGAAGACACUUUUUUUCUAUUCCUGUCCCUAAAAUUAAAAGAUCGGUCCACCAAUGACAUUUUUUCUAAGUACUUUGAAUCCUCUUUCCUUUUAUCUGUCACUAACUACUUGUAGAUGUUUUACUUUGUGAGCGUUGCUCAUAAUUUCUGUUUCUUUUAUGUACUGAUUUUUUAUAAUUUUUAUUUUUUUCUGAGGUCAGUCAUUUUUAAUGGUAUUAGCCACUAUUUAGUUUCAUUUAUAAUAGAGCUCCUGCAUAGAAGGGGUAGGUAUUUGAUUUAACUAUAAUUAUCGCUUUGUCAAAUGUCACAAGAAAAAUAAUACUGCUACUAGUUUUGUCUGAGAUGAACCCUCAUACUCAUAAGGAUCGCUCAUCACAGAUUGAAUUGGUGGUCCAAAGCAAUACUAUGUGAGAGUGUGCUUCAGUUUUUGGAUUUGGUCUAAUAUUUUCUAUUUACUUUUUAAUCUUUUAUAUGACUUGACACUUCAGACAGGGUUAUGUGGGAUCUCCAAAUGUUUAGUAGGUCAUUUUUGUCUAAAAUUAUGGCAAUCCUGCUAUUUUAUUGAGUCAUAUUUCUCAAAGAAUUUGACCGAUUACAAAAUCUGAUUCUUCUAUUGCUACUCAGUUCUUUCACUAUCAUUACAGCCUCAAUCUUGAAAGCUGUCAUGAAUGUGAGAAUUAAUUUCAAAUGAAAAUCAUUAGGAGCACCAUCGUUUUUUUGUCUGAUACUUUUUUCAACAACUUUGCAAUAGGUAUAUCCCUUUUUUUUUCUUUUUAAAAAAUAAAAUGGGGGUUGAUUUCAUCAUUUUCAUCCCUUCCGUUCUUGUAUAUCAAACGAAAGUCAAUCUACCUGCGGAUAAAAAUUCUUAUAAUCUCAAGUUUAGCAUGUUCAGGGGCGGCUCAAGUAUUUCUUAAGGCAUUUUGUUUGCCCCCUCUCCACCGUGGUAAGACCGAGUAAAACAACGUAAUGGUAUCUACUUGAAUGAUGGCGUAGGUAUUUUGUAAAUUUCAAUUUUGUAUACCUCGAAUUUUGUUUUGUUCAAAUUAUAUGUUUCUAUUUUGUUUAA
Molecule: messenger RNA, 5672 nt
Organism: Bemisia tabaci
Lineage: Eukaryota; Metazoa; Arthropoda; Insecta; Hemiptera; Aleyrodidae
Product: constitutive coactivator of peroxisome proliferator-activated receptor gamma
Cellular component (GO): nucleus
Source: RefSeq, a predicted model, not a curated record